Molecule: messenger RNA, 720 nt
Organism: Jaculus jaculus (lesser Egyptian jerboa)
Lineage: Eukaryota; Metazoa; Chordata; Mammalia; Rodentia; Dipodidae
Product: 14-3-3 protein theta-like
Exons: 1
Coding region: 1-720 (239 amino acids)
Biological process (GO): signal transduction
Cellular component (GO): cytoplasm
Source: RefSeq, a predicted model, not a curated record
AUGGAUAAGACCAAGCUGAAGGCCAAGCAAGCUGAGCAUUUCGAGGACAUGGCCACCUGCAUGAAGGCCAUGACGGAGCAGGGCGCCGGGCUGACCAACGAGGAGCGCAAUCUGCUCUCUGUGGCCUACAAGAAUGUGGUGGAGGGGUCACAGGUCCGCCCCAGGGUCAUCGCCAGCAUUGAGCAGAAAACCAACACCUCUGACAAGAAGUUGCAGCCGAUUAAGGACUGUUGGGAGAAAGUGGAGUCAGAGCUGAGGUCGAUUUGCACCACGGUCCUGGAAUUGUUGGGUAAGUAUUUGAUAGCCAAUGCAACUAACCCAGAGAGUAAGGUCUUCUACCUGAAAAUGAAGGGAGAUUAUUUCCAAUACUUUGCUGAAGUCGCAUGUGGUGAUGAUCACAAACAAACGAUAGAUAAUUCUCAAGGAGCUUACCAAGAGGCAUUUGAUAUAAGCGAGAAAGAGAUGCAGCCCACGCGUCCAAUACGCCUGGGCCUGCCUCUUAACUUUUCCGUAUUUUACUGUGAGCUCCUUAAUAACCCGGAGCUUGCCUGCACACUGGCUGAGAUGGCUUUUGAUGAGGCCAUCGCUGAACCUGACACACUAAAUGAAGACUCCUACAAGAACAGCGCCCUCAUCAUGCCGCUGCUUAGGGACAACUCAACAUUGUGGACAUCAGGCAGCGCAGAAGAAUGUGACGCAGCAGAGGGUGCCGAAAACUAA